This is a messenger RNA of Talaromyces stipitatus ATCC 10500, 588 nucleotides long. RefSeq names its product DUF74 domain protein. Lineage: Eukaryota; Fungi; Ascomycota; Eurotiomycetes; Eurotiales; Trichocomaceae. The record is from RefSeq and is a predicted model, not a curated record. Bases 1 to 588 code for a protein of 195 amino acids. The transcript has 2 exons.
AUGGUCGCCAAUAAGCGCUGCGUGAAUACGAUAUAUGAUGGAUCUAAUAUACAUAGCCUCACUGCGCGGUUUAAACGUUCUUUGAUUACAAGUUAUGAAGAAUCCCAAUAUCGUGGCCUCCACUGCUAUCACUCAAUAGAAGUCUCUCGGAAACCAACCUUGGAAAAGAGAGAUAAAAUGGCCGGCAAAGACAAAGACAAAGACAAAGACAACAACACCAUCCCGGAAAACGAAAUGUUCUCCUGCUUCACCGACACCCACGGCGUCAUAACAAGCACCAUGAACGACCUCCCAGGCCACAAAGUCACCCGCGUCCUCGGCACAGUCUACGGCCUAACAGUCCGCUCCCGCAACUGGGGUGCCGGUCUAGGCGGUGUCGCACGCUCCAUAGUCGGCGGCGAGAUUCGCGUUUUCACCAAAUUGCUUUAUACAGCUCGCAAUGAGGCGGUGGAGAGGAUGGUGGGGGAGUGUAUAUCUAGGGGUGGGAAUGCGUUGAUUGCGGUCAGGUUUGAUGUUGUUGAUAUGGGAGGGUUUUCGCAGAUAUGCGCUUAUGGGACUGCUUGUUUGGUGGAGAGGGUUAAUGAGUAG